Molecule: messenger RNA, 3791 nt
Organism: Sorex araneus (European shrew)
Lineage: Eukaryota; Metazoa; Chordata; Mammalia; Eulipotyphla; Soricidae
Gene: NID2
Product: nidogen 2
Exons: 21
Coding region: 36-3791 (1251 amino acids)
Biological process (GO): cell-matrix adhesion
Cellular component (GO): basement membrane
Molecular function (GO): calcium ion binding
Source: RefSeq, a predicted model, not a curated record
GUUCUGCUGUCGGGCAGCCCAGGAGCCGAGCGAGCAUGCGGGGGGACUCGGCGGCCAGGCUCCCGGCUGUGCGGUGGCUGCUGUGGGCGCUGCCGCCGCUGCUGCUACGGCUGUCGUCCAAAGUGGCAGCGGCGCCCGUAGUGGAGCUUUUCCCCCAUGGGGAAUCGCUGGGGGACCAGCUACUGCCGGAAGGCGACGACGAGAGCGCAGAGGUGACUUUGGCGCAUCCUCUGCACUUCUAUGAAGCCCAGUUUAGUAAACUCUACGUGGGCACCAAUGGCAUCAUCUCGACCCAAGAUUUCCCCAGGGAGACCCAGUAUGUGGACGAUGUUUUCCCCACCGACUUCCCUGCCAUAGCCCCAUUCCUGGCUGAUCUGGACACCAGCGGGGGCCGGGGGAAGAUUCUGUACCGCGAGGACAUGACCCCAGCUGUGCUAGACCUGGCCGCCAAAUUCGUACGCUCCAGUUUCCCUCACAACGGCUUGCACUUCACUCCCAUCCACACUUUCCUGGUCACCUGGAAGCAAGUGGGCGCCUACCAGGAAGACAAGCUCGGGACGACCCCCUCGAAAGCUCUGAAUACUUUCCAGGCAGUGUUGGUGUCUAAUGAAACCGAUUCCUACGCCUUCUUUCUUUAUCCUAUCAACGGCCUUCAGUUCUUUGGAACACACCCCAAGGAGAGUUACAGUGCCCAGCUCAUGCUUACUGCUCGGGUGGGCUUCUGCCGAGGGGAGCUUGACGAGAAGACCGAUGGACCCUACCUCAGCUUGACUAGCACAAAACAGACUCUGCAAACUCUCUCCCAACAUAGCAACCUCGAGGUCGGCGGAGUGUGGGCUUUUCGUAUCGGCAGCACAUCCCCCAUGUAUAAUAUCGAGCCAGCAGCAUAUGGGGGAGAAUUCUCCAAACCCUACCCUGCAGCUCUCCGGGAGAAUCCCUCCAGCCAAGAAGCUUCCCUGGAAAGUGAGAAGAAUGGAGACCAUUUAACUUAUCCUGAGAAAGGGGAUCAGGUGGAGCACCCCUUGACUGAUCCAGAGGUAUCAUCCUUCACCCAAGACAGAACCCAGACUUCCUUCCAUUCUGAAGAUCAUUUAACACCUAAUGAAGCCUCCCCAUUCAGAGCUUCCAGCAAGGAAACCUGUGAACAGAACCACAUGCAGUGCUCACAACAUGCCUUCUGCACCAACUAUCCCACUGGUUUCUGCUGCCACUGUCACUCCAAGUACUACGGAAACGGGAUACACUGUCUGCCCGAAGGGGCACCAAACCGAGUGAUUGGGAAAGUGAGCGGCCACCUCCGCGUGGGCCACGACUCCAUGGACUUCUCCGACUUGGACCUGCAUAGUUACAUGGUGGGCAAUGACGGCAGAGCAUACACGUCCAUCAGCUCCUUCCCAGUGCCCGCUGCCCGGGCCUUACUCCCUCUCAUCCCCAUCGGGGGCCUAUUUGGCUGGCUCUUUGCUUUAGAAAAACCAGGCUGGGAGAAUGGCUUCCGACUUACAGGUGCUACCUUUAUCCAGGACAUGGAAAUUACUUUCAACCCAGGAGGGGAGAGGGUUCAAAUCACUCAAAGAGCUGAGACAUUUGACUCUGAGAACAAUAUGUAUGUUCAUACCCACAUUCAUGGCCAGCUACCUUCCAUUCAGCUACCUUCUGCUGUUGAUAUAGAGCCCUACAAGGAGCUUUACCAUUACUCAGACUCAGCUGUGACCUCCACAAGUACUAGAAACUACACUCUCAGGCGUGGCGCUGUCAGGGAGAACAGGUCCUACCACGUUCGCCAGAACAUCACUUACCAGACGUGCAAGCACGCCCCCAGGCACGGGGCCCUCCACCUCACCCAGCAGCUCACCGUGGAUCGGGCCUUCGUCUCAUACCUCGAAGGCGAAAAUAUGCUUACAUAUGCUGUGAGCAAUCAGAUGGGCCCUGUUGAAGGAGACUAUGAUGGGACCACAGUGAAUCCAUGCUUUGAUGAGAGACACACUUGUGACACAAAUGCUCGGUGCCAGCCGGCAUCAGGUGUGCUUUACACCUGCGAAUGCAUACCUGGGUUCCAUGGGAAUGGAUGGACGUGUCUGGAUAUCAAUGAAUGUUCGUCCGACUUACACAACUGUGGCCCCAACUCCAUUUGCAUCAACCUGGUAGGAAGCUACAGGUGUGACUGCGUCAGUGGUUACCAGCUGGCAGAUGACUUACACACUUGCACCCUUAUUGAACAAGUUACCAACCCCUGUGAGGAUGGCAGUCAUACCUGUGCUCCCGCCGAUCAGGCCCGGUGCAUCUACCACGGAGGACGCUCAUUCAGCUGCACCUGCCUGCCUGGCUACGUGGGCGAUGGGCACAGGUGUACUGAUGUUGAUGAAUGCUCAGAGAACACAUGUCACCCCUCAGCUAACUGCUUUAACACCCCUGGCUCCUUUUCCUGUUACUGCCAGCCUGGAUACAAUGGGGAUGGCUUUCACUGCCAUGAGGAUAGCUCAUCCAAACUGAAACCCUGUGAACAACAGUAUUUAGAUGCCCUGGCUCAGGCCGCCGAUCCUCAGAGCCGGAUCAACAUUCCCCACUGCGAUGAUCAGGGCAACUACAUGCCCCUACAGUGUCACAGCAGCACCGGCUUCUGCUGGUGUGUGGAACCUGAUGGCAAACGGGUCCCUGAUACCUUGACUCCACCAGGCUCCAUCCCCCCUGAGUGCGGGCCACCACCAGAGGCCAUCCAAAGACCACCAACUAUGUGUCAGCGCUGGCGGGCACAGCUGUUGGAAGUCUACAAGGGACAGCCUAAGGAUGACCAGUACCUGCCUCAGUGUGACGACGAGGGUGAGUUCAUUCCAGUGCAGUGCCAGGGCAACAGUGACUUCUGCUGGUGUGUCAACAAAGAAGGCAAAGAAGUGUCACGUCCCUAUGUCUCACCACAGGGCACCCUUAAAUGUGACCUCAUGCCUGCUCCAGAUGUGCACCAGCCCACCACUGAGCCUGAGAUCAAACCUCCCUUCCUGCUCUAUGCUCAUGGCACACAGAUUGGCUACAUGCCCCUCCGCGGCACCCAUUUUCAGAAGGACAAAGCCAAGCCCCUGCUGUCACUGCAGGGCUCCAUCACCGUAGGGAUUGACUAUGACUGCCGAGAGAAGAUGGUGUACUGGACAGACGUUUCUGCACGUACCAUUAACCGCGUUAAAUUGGAACCAGGGGCAGAACGUGAGGUUGUUAUUGAUUCAGGUGUGAUCAGCCCUGAAGGACUUGCCCUUGAUGUAUAUCACAGAAGGAUGUACUACACGGACAGUGUCCUGGAUAAGAUAGAAACGGCCCGGCUGGAUGGCUCUGACCGUCAGAUUCUCUUUCACAAGAACCUGGUGAACCCCCGGGCCAUCACUCUGGAUCCAAUUCAACGAAACUUGUACUGGACAGACUGGAACCGAGAAGCUCCUAAAAUUGAGACAUCUACUUUAGAUGGAAGAGAUAGAAGAAUUCUGGUGUAUCAACACCUUGCACUACCCAAUGCUUUAACCUUUGACCAUGUUAACAGACAGCUCUGCUGGGCAGAUGCAGGAACCACUACUUUGGAAUGUGCACAGCCUGAUGGAUCUGGACGAAGAAUUAUCAAUAGCAACCUCAACUACCCCUUCAGUAUUGUCAGCUAUGAAGAUCACUUCUACCUCACGGACUGGAGGAGGGAUGGUAUCAUAGCAAUAAACAGAACUAGUGGCCAGUUUAGUGAAGAGUAUCUCCCAGACCAGCGAACUCAUCUCUACGAGAUAACUCUCGUCCAACCCUUCUGCCCAGCAGGUAAAUAA